Tetrapisispora phaffii CBS 4417 is the source of this 843-nucleotide messenger RNA. RefSeq names its product Lst7p (gene LST7). Gene Ontology annotation, biological process: positive regulation of TORC1 signaling; positive regulation of GTPase activity. Bases 1 to 843 code for a protein of 280 amino acids. Gene Ontology annotation, cellular component: cytosol. Lineage: Eukaryota; Fungi; Ascomycota; Saccharomycetes; Saccharomycetales; Saccharomycetaceae. Gene Ontology annotation, molecular function: GTPase activator activity. The record is from RefSeq and is a predicted model, not a curated record. The transcript has a single exon.
AUGAAUAAGAAUAAAGGACUGAAUAAUGAAUAUUUUUUACAGAAUGAACAGCUCCCGAAUGAAGAUACGGAACCCAAGAAUGUUACCGGGAUUGAAUUGUUACCUAUAAACAAGUUUUUAUUCUCUAUUUUACUGGGGCAUUUUUGUGAUAAGCAUGGGCCAACUAUUGUAAUGGUCACUCAGGUAGGAAGUAUAAGUACGGGUGGAGAUGAACUGCUAGUUCCAGAUUUUCCUACAGAUUCUUAUUGCGAGUCAUGUUCAAUGCACAUAUCAAAUAAUUUGGUCAAAGACAGCUCGACAAAGACUGAUACAAAAUCCAUGAGAUCAGUUAUUGCUGAUAGUGUUUACGUAUCAACACAAUACUCUUUGAUUAGAUAUCAAUUGAUGACACAGGUUAUUCGUAAGGCAUUUUCGGAAGAAACGAUAUCUUAUGAUUCUUCACCAUUAAUUUUCUUCGAUGACAUUAGGGGUUUGAAUUUUGUGAUGGGUUUUAAACUAUAUGAUGAUCAGGCAAGAGGUAAUGAAAGGAGGUAUUCUCUCAUAUUUAAUAUAAAUACAAAGAACAGUAAAGCUGCCAUGAAUAUAUUGGCAAAUAAUUGGGAUUUUAUCGAAGGUGGUUUCCUCAAAAUUAUACAUUAUAUUCAACACAAGCAUGAAGAAGACAUCAAAAGACAAUUAGAGAAAGAAAAUGAAGACGGUGGAUUUACACCUAUGGUUGGAACAUUUCUAAGAGCCAACAAAGUAAAAACUUCUAAAAAUCUUUCUGAACUCACUAAGGAUGAAUUAAUAUUCAUCAAAUUGCAUAAAUGGAAUUCAUAUAUACUUAAGUCUCUUUUGGUGUGA